AGGGGGCGGCGCAGACGUUGGCCCCGCCUCCUGUGGGGCGGUCCCGCAGUCCUCUUCGGCGUCUGCUGCUGGAGCAGCGCCGCCUGAGAGCUCCCCGGAGCUGGGCACCUGAUCUGCGCCCAGUGGAUAAAUGGCGAGCAAAAAGCGAGAAGUCCAGCUACAGGCAGUCGUUAAUAGUCAAAGCCUGUGGGAUGAGAUGUUGCAGAACAGAGGCCUAACAGUGAUCGAUGUUUACCAAGCCUGGUGUGGACCGUGCAAAGCAAUGCAACCUUUAUUCAGAAAACUGAGAAAUGAACUGAACGAAGAUGAACUUCUGCAUUUUGUUGUAGCAGAAGCUGACAACAUUAUAACUUUGCAGCCAUUUAGAUAUACAUGUGAACCUGUUUUUCUCUUUAGUGUUAAUGGCAAAAUUAUUGCAAAGGUUAAUGGUGCAAAUGCACCACUUGUUAAUCAAAAAAUUAUUAACUUGAUCGAUGAGGAGAGGAAAAUUGAAGCAGGUGAAAUGGUUCGCCCUCAGUACCAUGAAAUUAUGUUUGUGGACUCAGGUGCAGAAGAUGGUGAGGAAUCACCUUAUAAAAAUACUGAGCCACCAUACAGUAUUGCUAUUAUCAAGCCUGAUGCUGUGAUUGCUGGAAAAUCUCUAGAAAUUAAAGAAAAAAUUCUUGAAGCAGGAUUUGUCAUACAAGCAGAGGACAACAGAGUGCUCAGUGAACAGCAAGUGAGGGACUUCUAUCAUCAAAUAGCAGACCAGCCUGACUUUGAAGAUUUUGUCCUUUUUAUGACAAAUGAGUUGAGCCAUAUUCUAGUUGUAUCUCAAGGAAAUGAAGAACAGCCUGCCUGGGAAGAAACUAAACCCAAUCCUGAGAUUGAAAUUAAAUUCUCUGAGGAUAAUCACAAUCAGGUUGCUACACCUACAAUGAUGAAUAAGAAGUGGGACAGUUUACAAGGAUAUCUGGAAACACAUCAUAUGUCUCAGCUUUGUGAUGUUGAAGAGAAUAUGGAAAAUGUUAAUAAGUUUAUUGAUAUGUUCUUCCCUGAUUUAAAAAAUAUGAAAUUAGAAAAGAUCCUAGCAUUACUUCGACCAGGUCUCUUGCAAGAAAAGAAAGAGGAUGUUUUAAACAUCAUUAAUGAUGAAGGCUUUAAAAUACUGAUGCAAAGAUCAAUCAUAUUGUCAGAAGAGGAAGCACAAACACUGUGCAAGGAAUAUGAAAAUGAAGAUUAUUUUGAAAAUCUUAUCGAAAAAAUGACCAGCGGUCCAUCUCUAGCCCUUGUUUUAUCAAGAAACAAUUGUUUACAAUACUGGAAAGAGUUAAUUGGACCCAGCACUGUUGAAAAUGCCAAGGAAUAUUUUCCAGAGAGCUUAUGUGCACAAUUUGCAGUGGAAGGUUUGCCUAUCAACCAGUUGUAUGGAAGUGAUUCGUUAGAAACCGCUGAAAAGGAAAUCCAAUAUUUCUUUCCUCCUCAACAGACUUUAGCACUGAUUAAACCUCAUGUAACACAGGAACAAAGAGAGGAGAUCUUGAAAUAUAUUAAAGAGGCUGGAUUUGAAAUAACACAGAUGAAGGAAAUAUUACUGAAUGAAGAAGAAGCAGAAAAAAUUUAUUCAAAAAUAAAAAAUAAAGACUUUUAUAAAGAUGUGUUGGAAAUGUUAUCAGAGGGUCUGUCUUUGGUCAUGAUUCUGACCAAGUGGAAUGCUAUUUCAGACUGGAGACGAUUGAUGGGUCCCAUAGACCCAGAUGAAGCAAAGCUACUGUCCCCGGAUUCUAUCCGAGCCCACUUUGGAAGAAGCAUUUUGAAAAAUGCUGUCCAUGGAUCAUCUAAUAUCUAUGAGGCAAAGGAGAGCAUCAACAGAAUGUUUGAAGAGUUGGUUCCUGAGAAACCCUAGGGAAACUAAAGCUCAUGUACACGUGUAUGGCUCUGGCUGCUGACUGGCAUAGAACUGUACACGGCCUCUUCCCAUGUGGAGGGCUGUCCCCAUUUGGAUGAACCCAACUGAGAAUCAGUAUCCAGAGUAUAAUGAGGAAGCAAUGUGACACAGAGAAACCCAUCCACACCCAACCAGGUUCCCUGGGGAGAGAAGAGUAUCUGAUUCCCUUAAUAUUGUCAUUUAGGCUAUGACUUCUCCAGGUAGAAGCAUGUCAUAUCAAAAUAUUAGAUGCAUAAAAUAAAAAUAAA
This is a messenger RNA of Suricata suricatta (meerkat), 2175 nucleotides long. RefSeq names its product NME/NM23 family member 8 (gene NME8). Bases 131 to 1885 code for a protein of 584 amino acids. The record is from RefSeq and is a predicted model, not a curated record. NCBI's taxonomy places the organism in Eukaryota, Metazoa, Chordata, Mammalia, Carnivora, Herpestidae. The transcript is spliced from 17 exons.